Messenger RNA from Herpailurus yagouaroundi (jaguarundi), 1189 nucleotides. RefSeq names its product testisin-like. Bases 40 to 1095 code for a protein of 351 amino acids. Gene Ontology annotation, molecular function: serine-type endopeptidase activity. Lineage: Eukaryota; Metazoa; Chordata; Mammalia; Carnivora; Felidae. The transcript has 6 exons. Gene Ontology annotation, biological process: proteolysis. The record is from RefSeq and is a predicted model, not a curated record.
CGGAAACAGAGGGGGCGCCGCGAGGCGGCAGAGGCGGCCAUGGGCGCGCGCGUCCGGGCGCUGCUGCUGGCGCAGCUGUUGGUGCGAGCGGGGCUCCGGGGACAGGACGUUGAGGAUCUGGACCAGCUGUUUCCAGGUAAGGCGCCCGGGACGCGCGCCUCCCCGCGCAGGGCACCUGAGCCGGAGCGCAAGGGGCGCCUCAUCUUUUCCUCUCCCCGCCCAGGUUUCGAGAACUCGUCGUUGCUCACGUGGCCCUGCGGCCGCCGAACCGUUUGGACGACGCGCGUGGUGGGCGGCAAGGACUCGGAGCUGGGGCGCUGGCCGUGGCAGGGCAGUCUGCGCUUGUGGGGCGCCCACCACUGCGGCGCCAGCCUGCUCAACCGCCGCUGGGUGCUGUCGGCCGCGCACUGCUUUGAAAAACACAAAGAUCCCUCGAAGUGGACUGCUCAGUUUGGUGAGCUGUCCUCCAGGCCAACAUCCUGGAAACUGUGGACCUUCUACCAUCGGUACAGGGUGAAGGAUAUCGUCGUGUAUCCCCAGUUCAGUGGGACUUCACUCAAGGACAUCGCCCUGCUGAAGCUGUCCUCCUCCGUCACCUACAAUAAGUACAUCCAGCCCAUCUGUGUUGUGGCCUCUUCCUCUGAGUUCCAGAACAACGCUGACUGCUGGGUGACUGGCUGGGGGCACAUCGAAGAAGGUCAGGUUGUGCCGCCUCCUUACCGUCUCCAGGAAGCACAGGUGUCCAUCAUAAACAACUCCAGGUGCGACUUCCUGUUCCGACGUCCCGGUUUCCUCCGUUACGACCCGGAUGACAUGAUUUGUGCUGGCUCUGAGAAUGGCCAACGUGACGCCUGCAAAGGUGACUCCGGUGGCCCCUUGGCCUGUGAAAAGAGAGGUCUGUGGAUUCAGGUUGGCAUCGUGAGCUGGGGAUCGGGCUGCGGUGGACCCAACCGGCCCGGGGUCUACACCAAUGUCAGUAGGCACUUCAACUGGAUCCGGAUGCUGGUGGCCCGCGGCAGCACUCACAGGCCGGAGCCCUCUCGGCUGCUCCUGCCCCUCGCUGGGCUCUGGGCCGGGCUCCCGCAGCCGGCCUGAGCCCAACGGAGUCCUGAGAGCUGGGGCCAUCUGCUGAGCCAGGCCCCGUCCCCCACCUUGUCCCUUUUCUAAUAAACUCCUUAGCGUGUUGGAA